AUGCUCAAAACUCUAAACCGGGUGAGGGUUUGUUGGACUGUGCAUAUGAGCGAAUACCUCCAGAAUCAACUCCGGACGAGCCCAAGACUCGAACUUGAAUUAUUUCAUACAGGUUCAUGGAUCACCAACCAGAACAGUAAACUGACGAUCAAGAUGAACAAAGAAUUAGAAUUUGUGAGGAAGCUCCGCUUCUUUAACAGAGACCUCCGAGCUUGCUGCCGGCGGAAAGAUAAAUUGAGCCCGCUGUCACGGCAUCCCCUACCAAAAACCUUUACAUCCACAGAGAUAUUUUUCCUCUGCGGCCUUGGCUAA
Morchella importuna is the source of this 312-nucleotide messenger RNA. RefSeq lists its product as uncharacterized. The transcript has 6 exons. The record is from RefSeq and is a predicted model, not a curated record. NCBI's taxonomy places the organism in Eukaryota, Fungi, Ascomycota, Pezizomycetes, Pezizales, Morchellaceae. The coding region runs from base 1 to 312 and encodes 103 amino acids.